Molecule: messenger RNA, 1677 nt
Organism: Lactuca virosa
Lineage: Eukaryota; Viridiplantae; Streptophyta; Magnoliopsida; Asterales; Asteraceae
Source: the annotation of a GenBank genome assembly
AUGUUAUUCAUCGCCUCCUCCGAUUUUCAUGGACCCGAGCCGCUGCUCCAGCCUCCGAGCGGAGCCGUCAAGUCGAUCAAACCUCGGUGGUCUGGAAUAUCACGUGAUGCACGUCAGCGAGGAUUUGAGCCUGAAGCGGGCCUUCAAUUCUUAACUCCACGCCGGAAGAACCUGACUUUCUCCGAAUUCAAAACCGCCGUCGCCAAGCUCUCUUACGCCUUAAACAACCACCUGGGUAUCACCAAGAACGACGUCGUUCUCAUUUUCGCCCCUAAUUCAAUCCAAUACCCCAUCUGCUCAUACUCAAUCAUCGCUCUUGGCGCCAUUGUCACCACCGUCAACCCUCAGUUGACCAUCGAAGAGCUAUCAACACAAAUUCAAGACUCUAACCCAAAACUCAUCAUCACCGUUCAGGAACUGUAUCAAAAACUUGAAAAUUUUGACCUCCCGGUUGUGUUUUUAGGAUCAAAAAGUUCAAGAAACGGGUGUUUUUCAUAUCAAGAUUUGAUUUCAAGAUCUGGGUCAGUCUCAGAACUUCCUAAUGUCUCGAUUCGAGGAGAUGAUACCGCGGCCUUACUCUACUCUUCUGGGACAAUAGGCGUUCGUAAGGGUGUGAUUUUGAGCCACAAGAACUUCAUCGCAGCUUCACAAAUGGUGACUUCUGAUCAAAGAUUAAUGGGGGAACAAGAUUACGUACACUUGUGUUUCUUGCCGAUGUUUCAUAUAUAUGCAUUUUCGGUUAUACUAUAUUCUCAAUUACAGGAAGGGAAUACCAUUAUAUCAAUGGGGAAGUUUAGUUUUCAUGGGGUUUUAAAGAACAUCGAUACGUAUAGAGUGACACAUUUAUGGGCUGUUCCACCUGUUAUACUUUCUUUCACUAAGCAAAAUGUGGUCAAGAGGUUUCAUAUUUCGUCACUGAAAGUAAUCAUUUCGGGUGGUGCACCAUUAGGGAAAGGGUUGUUAAUGGAGUGCACCAAGAGGUUCCCUCAUGUUUUCGUUCUUCAGGGAUAUGGUAUGACUGAAACAACAGCAGCCAUCUCAAUGGGGAGUCCAAUUAUGGGUCAUGGAGUACUCUCUGGUUCAACCGGGAGGCUUUUACCUGGAAUCGAGGCUCAAAUAGUUAGUCUAGAUACCAAUAACUACGAGUCUCUUCCUCCUAAUCAUAUUGGCGAGAUAUGGGUUCGAGGAGCUAGCAUGAUGCAAGGUUAUCUCAAUAAUCCUCAGGCUACGAGGCUUAAAAUAGAUGAACAUGGUUUCGUACAUACUGGCGAUCUUGGAUAUUUUGAUGAUAAAGGUCAAUUAUUCGUGGUUGAUAGGGUUAAAGAUCUCAUUAAGUCUAAUGGGUUUCAGGUUGCACCCUCAGAGCUUGAAGCACGAUUGCUUUCACAUUCUGAAAUAUUAGAGGCUGCAGUAAUCCCGUAUCCAGAUAAUGAAAGGGGUGAGGUCCCGAUUGCAUUUGUGGUUCGGUUUCCAAACUGUUUUUUGACUGAACAAGAUGUUAAUAGGUUCAUUGCUAACCAGGUUGCUCCUUAUUUUCAAUUGAGGCGAGUGAUAUUUCUAGAUAGCAUUCGGAAGUCGGCUUCAGGGAAGAUUCUCAAACGUGUACUUGUUGAAGAAGUCAGAUCUAGGGUAUACGAUUUCAUGUGUAAUGAAUUUGAUAGACGAUUGUGCGUGUAA